AGUUGGCCUGCUCUCAUUGGUGGAACCCCUAGAUACCGGGGAUCGACGAUGUUUCGAUAAUCAUCGGAAUAUUUGAAAGACUAUAGACAGAUUCUACAAAGUUUUCUAUUUUUUUAUUACUUUCUCAUGCUGGUUUUCACAUAACCUAAAUAAACAGAAAUGAGGCUAGUUGAAACGACCUUUAAAAACCAAAAUAAAAAAUAGAUCCACGGAAGAAGGAUACCCACGACAAAUUUGGGGGUUAUCCUUCAAAAGACAGAUCAGAGGGCAAUGUAGCGUUCCCCUUUGCCGAUGAGGCGACAGCUAUUUUUGCAUAGGCCAGUUAUGUCCGUAAAAAGAAACCAAAAUACAGCACGAGUGUAUUCGCCUGUCAAAUGGGUGUCAUUGGAGCGUGAUUAAUCACCCCAGGAUCAACCACUGAGUUCGCAAACUCUCCAAUUAAUUCCCCUAAAAUCGUUCUUCCAAUGCACAAUACCACGAUUACCGAAUCGAACAGCUUGACCGGACAGCGGGCAGUGGCACUGCAGUGUAAAAUGAUGAAAAGUGGAGCUGUAAACUUCAGAAAGAUCUCAAGCAGAUAGAAAUAAUAAUUAGCAGUUCCCAGGAACAUGGAUAAGUGGCAGAAUGACGAGAGCACGGGCUCAGGCCCCUCUUGUCACUAUGUAGCGGAGAAAAACACGAUUAUGAGCAGGAGAUCAGGUGCUUGUGAUGUCAAUGUGAGCUGCCUCAAGCUCGGAAUGCUUGUCGAAGCUAACGAACUGUUGGCUGAUGGCUCACUGAGGAUCAAAGUCAAUGACUUGAACAAUGACGAGAUAUGGCAGAAGACAGAGUGGCUCUGUCACAGGAUUGAUCUCAUACCUGUGCCCUAUCUCGUCUGGCACUUUUUGGCAGCUGUUCCAGUACCUCAAGACAGGGUGCGACUUGCUAGUGAUACUCACUUCUGCGAGGAGGCCAAGAACUUGAAAGUCAAUGGGAAGGUCUAUUAUCAUCUACCAUCGAAUCCGGAUGCCAAGUUCAAAGCUGUGAUCAAGUAUAUUGGACAAGUCACAGAGAUGGGGCCAGGGUUUUACUUCGGCCUCGAAUUAUUGGACCAUUGCGAGGGCUUAUCGACAUCCCUCCUAGUGAAGAAAUACUUCGCAGGAGCAUCAGGAACCGGCCUCUUCACCACCCUGAACUACAUCACCCCAAUAAGAUCAGAUCCCCAAGAGCCUAACGACCCGAAACCCCUUCGACAGGACAUAGAAGCCUCGCUCUCGAAACAAAUCGAUGGUUUUCUAAACAGCACAACGAAUCACUCGACCAACCACUCGAAUUACACGAACGGAAGGAGAAUAACCACAGAUUCGAAUUUAAUAAACAAAGAACACCUCACGAAGUUCGACGACAGUAACAACAACAACGGAGACGCAACUGUACGUAUGAACGAAGCUCUAGUCCCAAAGAUAGUUCAUCAGUCAACAAAGUCGAAAAUUCUCUCCAACGACACCACAAGUUUUGGCAAAAAUCUCCCAACGUACGAUUUUUCCCCACUUGAGGAGCUUUUGGAUAAGGACGAGGGCAAUAGAGUCGUGCGAAAGGAGAAUUGGGAGAAACUGCACGUGGGCAUGGCAGUUGAGGUUGGUUUAGGAGGUGAGAAUCGGUAUGGGGUGAUACGUUGGAUUGGAAAUUUACCAGGACUUACGCCUGGUAAGGUCAUGGCAGCUAUUGAGUUGGAGGAUGGACAGCAUCCUCAAGGCACAGAUGGUACAUACAAUGACGUCAGAUACUUUCACUGUAGACCAAAGAGAGCGAUAUUUACCGACAUCAGGCAGUGCCAGCAGUACAACAUGAUAUCAGCAGAUGAUCAGAUAGUCAAGAUGAACGGCGAGGAUCUGGAUAAGACUGAAAACAGCGUGAUAACGGGCAUGGUGAGGCCGAUAUGUGUGAAGGGAGAUUUGAAAACAAUUUGUGGAAAGUACAGAGGGAUCCAGGGACACCAUAACUCCUGCUACCUCGAUGCAACGCUCUUCAGCAUGUUCGCAUUCACAAGUGUCUUCGAUAAUCUUCUGUUCAGGCCUCCAAAUGAAAAAGAUCGUCCGCAGUACGAAGAGGUGCAGCGAGUCCUCAGAGAGGAAAUAGUCAAUCCUCUCAGGAAAAACAUGUUCGUCCAGGCAAACAGAGUCAUGAAGCUGCGAACACUGUUGGAAAAAUUGUCAUCAAUUUCUGGCCUCACCAGUGAGGAAAAAGACCCCGAGGAAUUUCUCACAUCCCUAGUCGCUCAAAUACUCAAUGCAGAGCCUUUCUUGAAGCUCAGCUCCGGACAGGAUGCCUACCACUAUCAGCUGUUCGUCGAGAAGGACCAUCAGCUAAAUUUACCAACUGUCCAGCAGCUGUUGGAGCAGAGCUUCCUGACAAGCAAUAUUAGGCUGAAGGAGGUGCCCUCGUGCCUCAUAAUUCAGAUGCCGAGAUUUGGAAAGUCUUUUAAAAUGUAUUCGAAGAUUCAGCCGACUCUUCUACUCGACGUGACUGAUAUCAUUGAGGAUUCCCCCAGGCAAUGUACGGUUUGUGGAAAAUUAGCUGAGUUUGAGUGCAAGGAGUGCUAUGGACAGUGCGGGGUGGGACUAGAAAGCAUAGCUUUUUGUUUAUCCUGCCUGGAUAAGGCUCAUAGACACGAGAGGAGAACGAAUCAUGAACCCAAGAAACUCAGUGUACCCACGGAGUUUCAGAUUCUUCAGGAGCAUUGUCCAGUGCCGAGACUGUAUCUCGAACUCUCCGCUGUUGUGUGCAUUGAAACUUCGCACUAUGUGUCAUUUGUGAAGUGCGGAUCGGGGUCUGAGGCGCCAUGGUGCUUUUUUGAUUCUAUGGCUGAUCGAAAAGGAGAACAAAAUGGAUACAACAUACCCGAGAUGGUUCCCUGUCCCGAUUUUCCCUACUGGCUGAGCGAAGAAGGUUCCAACUACCUAACAGAACUGACAGAUGAUCGACAGCUCCCCGAGCACGCGAAAAGACUCCUCUGCGAUGGAUACAUGUGCAUGUAUCAAUCCCCAGACGUAAUGAUGUACAAGUAACUAAUGUAGGUGAGGCAAGUGCAUAAUAAGCCUAAGAACAAUUACCACAAAUAAGUGGCAAACAAUUGCAGGACUGUUUGGAUUAAUCUUAAUGGUAAUUAUAUUUCUACGUAAUUUUUGAUUUCGAAUGGAAGCUUUGGAAUCGUUUCAAAAUGUUUAUAAAUCAUUGCUGCGUCCAGUCAACUGAAGAUGGUUUAAAAAGUUUAAGUAUGUGAUUUUUAGAUGGCGUCUGUCUGUAUAGAUGUAUGCAUAUGUCGAUUUAAAAAAAAUUCAAUCAAUUUUUCCAUAAAUACGGUCGUCAAUAUUGUUGAAUUAUUUCUAACGUUUAUAAAAUAUUGAUAUUUUAAAAAAUCAUUUCCUCGCCGCUUAUUCAAAAAAAUAUUAUUACAAAGAACGUUAUAUAGAUCGAACAUAUUUGUUUUUAUCUUUAAUGUUCGUUUUUUUUUGAGUUGAGGAAUUCGACAGUCAUAACCAUGAAAAUUGGAGCCCAUUAAAAAUUAUUAAUAUUAUCUCGAUGACAUGUAAAAAUGAUGGGAGCAGCAUCAGUAUUUAUUAACUCGCAUAGCGCUAGUAUGACGCUUUAGGCCAUAUAGUAGUCCUUUCUGGUCUGAAAGUUGAAAAAAAUUGAGGAGUAAUAAAAUGAUAAUUUAAAAAACAGAGCAUCCAUUCGAAACCAUAUUACUAAUUCGUUAGCAACAUCUAAUUAUACCCAUGUACAAAAAACGUGAUUAUCCACUUGUUUCCUUGUUUUCUUGUUGAGUAUGAAUGGAUAAUACGCAUCGAAUUUUUUUAUUUAUCAUUUUUAUUUUACACUGAGGCAGUCGUGUAGUGGUGUUAUCAUAUUGGAAUUAAAAAUAUCGCAUUAAGAAUGAAAAAA
Molecule: messenger RNA, 3924 nt
Organism: Diachasmimorpha longicaudata
Lineage: Eukaryota; Metazoa; Arthropoda; Insecta; Hymenoptera; Braconidae
Gene: CYLD
Product: ubiquitin carboxyl-terminal hydrolase CYLD
Exons: 7
Coding region: 609-3047 (812 amino acids)
Biological process (GO): protein K63-linked deubiquitination
Cellular component (GO): cytosol
Molecular function (GO): K63-linked deubiquitinase activity; cysteine-type deubiquitinase activity
Source: RefSeq, a predicted model, not a curated record